AGUGUCCCCGAUAAUUUUGCAGGGAGAAAACGAGUCACAGCCAGGUGGGGUGACUCUGUUGCGCGAAUGAUUCUAGAGUUCAUCAAGGUUGAAUCCAAGAUGUAUCUUAAUUUUGCUUAUGGUGUGACCUGAGUCAAAGAACCAAUGUCUUCACAAGUAUGGGCCCUCGGUCGCUGGCGAGAACUCUGUACACUGUGUACAGAGUGCAUGUAGACUCCUUGGUGGCUGGCAGGGGCCCGCCAGGCAGGGGCGGCAGCUCACACCGCUUGUACUCUUUAUGCCUUGACAUGAAUUAUGUAAAUUCUCUUUACGUUAAGGAGUGCCAGAUCAUUUCUCCCAGUGGGCUUCAUUGGUCAGGUAUAGACUUAAUAAGAGUUUGUAACGGGCCACACACUGGCAGACAGUAAAGUCGUGUGGCACGCAUAGAUACAGUAGGUACAGCCUGAGGCGCAAUUAAGUGUUACAUAAUAAGUCACCAAGAGCAGUUUUCCUUGGUAACCCAGCACUGCAGCACCACUAAAUUGACUGAACCCACUGACACAAGCUCAAUUGGCUGUUUGGCUGCCUGCUGCCGUCUGGUAAUGCCUAUUUGUCAAGUGUCAACUCGGGCUUGAAGGACACUCACCCACCCAGCCAAAAGUCUCUAUGAUCCGUGCACCCAGCCAAGGAGUCCCUGGGAUCCUUGGGGAGUUGAGGAUGGUGCCGCUGGAUGGGCGGGGGGCGGAGCGCCUGCUUGUGGUGGCCCGUCACCUGAGCCUGGCCCGCAGGUGCCACGGACAGAAUCAAAACCAUGUUGCCGUUAAAUGGCGUGCAACAUCUGCAGUGGAGGUGGUGGGGGUGGAGGUGGAAGAGCCACCGCAGGGGAUGGAGGAGGCCUAUGCCACACUCCUCACCCCAGCCGCCCUCCAGUUUGUAGCUCGUCUAACAAGGCAGUUCAACGACAAAGUGGAUCUUAUGAUGAAUGAGCGUAUGAGAAGAAAAGUGGAACUAGACAUGACAGGCAGCCUUCCAAAGUUCUCGAAUCACCCCCAGGCCCAGGCACCAGACUGGAAGGUGGACCCGGCACCCAGGAGGCUACAAGACCGUAGGCUAGACCUCGGCGACGUGUCUCCAGCCAACACAGAACACUUUGUGAAGGCCCUCAAGUGUAGGGUUAAUGGCAUCCAGACAGACUUUGAUGAUGGCCACUGUCCCACAUGGCUGGCCCAGCUGCGUGGUUUGCACAAUGUAUACAAGGUGGUCCAUGGCCUCUCUGGCCUGGGGGAUAUUGGGAGCCUGCCGGUGCUGAUGCUGCGGCCCCGUGCGUGGAACAUGAUUGAACACAACAUGUUGGUGGAUGGCCGGGAGGUUCCUGGCCCACUGUUUGACUUUGGGCUGCUGAUGUUCCACUGUGCCGGCCGCCUGGUGGAGGCUGAGAGUGGCCCCUUUUUCUACCUGUCCAAGCUGGAGGGGGCGAACGAGGCGCGGCUGUGGGAUGAGAUCUUCUGUUGGACCCAAGACCAGCUUGGCAUCCCCAGAGGGACCAUCAAAGCAUGUGUGCUGAUAGAGAACAUCCUCGCAUCCUUCGAGAUGGAGGAGAUUCUUUAUGGGCUUCGGCACCAUUCCAUCGGACUCAACUGUGGCAUCUGGGACUACUCCGCUUCCUUCGUCAACAAGUUUGGACACCGGAAGGACUUCAUACUGCCCGACCGCAACAAGUAUGUCAACAUGCAGCGCCACUUCCUCAAGUCGUACAUGGACCUGGUCAUCCACACCUGCCACAAACGCGGAGCCCACGCCACGGGGGGGAUGGCGGCCACUAUCCUCGAGAGCAUAGAGGACACCAACCCUGUUUCGCAGGUGACGUCUGGUAAGGCACGGGAGUUGAUGGCUGGUGCGGACGGCUUCAUGGUGUAUGACAUGCGCUUUGUGCCCAUCAUGGAGAAGUUCUAUAAAAGUUUCCCGUUCACCAACCAAAUUAACCGUUUGAGGGAGGACGUGAGGCUGACACCACAUGACCUCCUAGAAAUGCCGGCAGGAGGUGUCACCCUGGAGGGCCUGAAGCACAACGUGGCGGUGGGGGUGCUCUUCAUCGCUGCCUGGCUGAGGGGGGAGGGCCACUACAUCUACAAGGGCGCUGUGGAGGACUCUGCCACCGCUGAAAUAUCCAGGUCGCAGGUGUGGCAGUGGAUCAGACACAGGGCAUCUCUGGAGGGCAGCGGGGAAGUGAUCACACGUCAGCUUGUCCAGUCCCUCAUCAAGGACUUUAUCAGUGCUGCCUCUGCCACCACUGCAAGGGAGGAAGGAAAGGUGGCAGGGGAGAGGCUGGCCAUUGCAGGGGAAAUCUUUGAGGAGGUGGUGACCAAGAGGGACUUCCCAGAGUUCCUGACCACCUACCUCAAUCAGGACCACACCUUCCGGGCCCACCAAAAGCGACUUUCAGCUUAAACCCUAAAUUGCUGGGUACGGUGAGACUCUUGGUUGUUAGAUUAGGCCAGGCUCUGUGACUAGACCCAUAAGUGUAUAUCAUUGGUCCGUCCACAAGCCCCAACUGAAUGUGAUAGUAGGAAUGCUGAGAAGGGUGAAAUCUUAUUGGUUUUUACUGGACUGGUAUAGGCAUGGCUUAUUUGUGAUGCUAAUGUGAACAGACGGUAUAUCCCAGAUUGGUGUGCUCCAGAUAGACGAAUUGGAUUGGUGUAUAUCAUAGGGCUGUUUGGUUUGUCUGUGUUUCUAUGUUCUCUGAUUUGAGUCUCAUUUAAUAAUUCAGGCUUGACUCACUGACUGGACCACACAAUACACAGAGGCAGUGUGUUGAAUUGAAAACUUCAGAUAUUUUUCUAGGCUCUCAUAAUUACUGCCUGGACCACUCUAUAUAUCAGAGGUAAUGUGGUGGUUAAAUGGAAGACUUAAGACAUUUUAGCAUAGUUCUUGUGUGCUUUAUUUCACGAGUACUUAUGCGGGGAAUAAUAAUGAUAAUCCUGAUUUCCUUGCUGUUGCCAGUGAAUAAGAAGAAUUUAUUUGUAUUUUGGAUAUUAUAUUUAUGUAUUUCACAACUUAAUUAGGUGAAUAAUAAUAAACCUGUUUUUUUAUGUAAGUUAAUGUGAAAAGACAACUGGUGAGAUUAUAGACUUGAUAGCAUACUGCUGUAGGCUAAUAUGUUAAAGACUAGUUCAGGGUUAUUGUAUAGGGGAUGUAAUUGGGGCUGUCAGUGUGCAAUAUAGAAGGUGGUGUGGGGGAAUGUUUUGUGCUGCCUUCGUCAAUACAGGGUGAGAUUGUUCUUAGUUUAGGGGGCUACAUCACCAUGGUCCCCACCAGCCAUCUUGCCCCUUAAGCCCUGCUACUUCAAUCAUCCUCUAUUCUGGGUAGCAUCAACUUCAGCUCUAGCUUAUUUUUAAACAUUAUUAAUUUCAUGGUUUACAGUCAUGGUUUAUGGUCUUUUUCUGUUCGUUCUUUUGUUGGAGCAGUGCCUAGUGGUCUAUUUUGUUCCUUUUUUGUUUUUUGCCCUUGAACUGCCUCCCUUGCUGUAAAAAAGUCUUUAUACAGGUUGAGAAUCCCUCAUCUGAAAUCCCUGGGACUGAAUGUGUUGCGGAUCUUAGAUUUUUUCAGAUUUCAUAAUAUGCAGGCCCUUUUGACAUUUUCAACAAUAUUUUUACACCACAGAGCACACAACAUGCGGUAAUCACAAUGAGUAAUGAGUGAAGGUGCUACUGUGAUGACUGCUGACAACAAACCAACUCAGAGCAGCACCAGAGUUGCCAGGUCGUGGACUGUGUCCCCGCCCAAUCUCAUCCCAAAAGCCACCCAAAACCUGUGGUGGUGACGGGCAAAUGUUUUUACGCCCAAAGUGUCAACGCAGCAGUAGAUUUACCCACCCAAUUGGGUGGGUAAACUGCGGACUUGACAACCCUGAGCAGCUCCUAACAUCUGUAAGUGGUGGAACCUUCCCAUCACUUUGUGGAGUUUUCCAUUUGUGACAUGUGAUGUCAGCAUUAAAAAAACUUUCGGAUUUUGGAAUUUCGGAUGAAGGAUUCUCAACCUGUAUAAAAAAAAAAAUCCAAACCAAUCAGUGGCAACUUCAAGAAGGGAUUAGGGCAAAGGGACAAGUUACCUUUUGGUGUGUGUGGUGCUAUAAGUGUGCAAUUUUUAAGGUGCUUUUAUAUAUAUUUUUAUCUUCGUCAUCAAUGUACUUAUCACAGAAGCAGAGUGACCCAUCAAAAAAGGCCUCAGCUGUGAUAAUAAUAGAUGAUGAUGCAGGUCUUCCAAGUUUUAGAAUCAAUAAUCUUCUAGAAAUAUUAUAAAUGAACUAAAGAAUGAAGGGAGAGAGUAUAGAUCUAAGGAUGGUUGCUUCAGCUCCUAUUCCAUUGCUUUCCUUGAUUUUAUUAAAUUUGCUAUUAAAAUUGUAUUUUGUAAGCUGCUGUCACCCACCUGAUUUCCAAGCUUACAAGUAACUCAUUUUAAAUUUAAUCAAUGUCUUUAUGCUUCUUUCUCUUUUUCUGUGAUUGUGUUUUGCUCUUGUUUUGCUUCCUGUACUUAGAACAAUAACUUUCUAGUGGAGCAGGUGUCAUCAUAAUGCUGAGUAUAUUUUUAUGUAGCCAUAGUGUAGCUAAUCUAUAUUUGCAAUUUUAGACAUAAAUGAUUAUGGGUGAAUAGCUUACCUAAUCUUUAUAUACCAACUUGACAUGUUUUGUUUUGUAGUUUAUAUAUAUGACAAAUAAACAUAGAUGAAUAAGGUUUUGUUAAUUUGUGGACAAGGACAACUCUCAAGUUCUGUAAUGUUAAAGAGCAAUUUUAUAGCUAUACAUAUAUAUUUUAGUGCCUUUUUUUCAGUAACAUGUAUUCAAUGUACCUCCAAGAUUGUGAUAAAUAUAUACAAGCAAUAUGAAUUUUAA
This is a messenger RNA of Eriocheir sinensis (Chinese mitten crab), 4868 nucleotides long. RefSeq lists its product as uncharacterized. Gene Ontology annotation, molecular function: malate synthase activity. The coding region runs from base 646 to 2427 and encodes 593 amino acids. The record is from RefSeq and is a predicted model, not a curated record. Gene Ontology annotation, biological process: glyoxylate cycle. The transcript is spliced from 11 exons. NCBI's taxonomy places the organism in Eukaryota, Metazoa, Arthropoda, Malacostraca, Decapoda, Varunidae. Gene Ontology annotation, cellular component: cytoplasm.